Messenger RNA from Xiphias gladius (swordfish), 6461 nucleotides. RefSeq names its product glutamate receptor ionotropic, kainate 2-like. The transcript is spliced from 18 exons. NCBI's taxonomy places the organism in Eukaryota, Metazoa, Chordata, Actinopteri, Istiophoriformes, Xiphiidae. The record is from RefSeq and is a predicted model, not a curated record. Gene Ontology annotation, biological process: monoatomic ion transport; synaptic transmission, glutamatergic; modulation of chemical synaptic transmission. The coding region runs from base 190 to 2904 and encodes 904 amino acids. Gene Ontology annotation, cellular component: plasma membrane; presynaptic membrane; postsynaptic membrane. Gene Ontology annotation, molecular function: transmitter-gated monoatomic ion channel activity involved in regulation of postsynaptic membrane potential; kainate selective glutamate receptor activity.
ACCUGAUUGGACAGGCUCAGUAACAGCCUAUCCCUGAACAGCAUCCGUCUUCCUGCUUAAUCCAUUCAAAACAUGACGAGGUAAACAGUCCCACGCCCGAGCUUAACUUCGUUGGAACGCGCACGACGCUUUUGGUCCAACCUCAGGCUGAUCCCGCUUCUGCUGCUGUUUCUCGGUUACACUCGCGGGAUGCCGCACGUUUUAAGAUUUGGAGGAAUAUUUGAAUCCAUUGAGAGCGGCCCUUCCGGAGCAGAGGAACUAGCCUUUAAAUUUGCCUUGAACACAAUUAACAGGAACCGCACCUUGCUCCCCAACACCACACUGACCUAUGACAUCCAGAGAAUAAACAUCUUCGACAGCUUUGAGGCCUCCAGGAAAGCAUGUGACCAGCUUUCCCUUGGGGUGGCGGCCAUUUUUGGCCCCUCACACAGCUCGUCGGCUAAUGCAGUCCAGUCCAUCUGCAAUGCUCUGGGAGUGCCCCACAUCCAGACCAAGUGGAAGCAUCAAGUGUCAGACAACAGGGACUCGUACUAUGUCAGCCUGUACCCCGACUUCUCCUCCCUCAGUAGAGCCAUCCUCGACCUGGUGCACUUCUUCAAGUGGAGAACGGUCACUGUAGUCUAUGACGACAGCACAGGUACAGUCCUCCAGGUUCUGCCCAUGUCAGUCUUCCAGGAGAGUGAGCAGCAGCAGAGAAAAAAGAGAACCACAUUACCCAGUCUCAUUCGACUGCAGGAGCUGAUCAAGGCACCGUCACGAUACAACAUUCGUUUGAAGAUCCGACAGCUGCCCACAGAGACCAAGGACGCCAAGCCACUUCUGAAGGAGAUGAAGAAAGCAAAGGAGUUCCAUGUCAUCUUUGACUGUGGACAUGAGAUGGCUGCCUGGAUCCUUAAACAGGCCCUGGCCAUGGGUAUGAUGACAGAGUACUACCAUUAUAUUUUUACUACCCUGGACCUUUUUGCCCUGGACAUGGAGCCGUAUCGUUACAGUGGAGUCAACAUGACUGGGUUCCGCAUCCUCAACACAGAAAAUUCUCAGGUGUCGUCAAUCAUCGAGAAGUGGUCAAUGGAGCGGCUACAAGCCCCGCCUAAACCGGACUCAGGCCUGCUGGAUGGAUUCAUGACAACGGAUGCGGCGCUGAUGUAUGACGCCGUACAUGUGGUGGCGGUGGCAGUGCAGCAAUCACAGCAGAUCACCGUCAGCUCUCUGCAGUGUAAUCGCCACAAGCCGUGGCGCUUCGGCGGGCGUUUCAUCAGCCUCAUCAAAGAGGCUCACUGGGAUGGUUUGACAGGACGUGUUCUCUUCAACAAGACCAAUGGACUGAGAACAGAUUUUGACCUGGAUGUCAUCAGUCUGAAGGAGGAGGGGCUGGAAAAGAUUGGAACAUGGGAUCCUCCCAGCGGUCUGAAUAUGACAGAAACUCACAAAAGCAAGACAUCCAACAUCACCGACUCUCUGGCUAACAAAUCCCUGCGUGUAUCCACCAUACUGGAGGAGCCUUAUGUGAUGUUUAAGAAAUCCGACAAGCCUCUGUAUGGGAAUGACCGCUUUGAGGGCUACUGUAUUGACCUGCUGAGGGAGCUCUCUGCCAUCCUGGGUUUCCGCUACGAGUUGCGAUUAGUAGAAGAUGGCAAGUAUGGCGCGUUGGAUGAGAGCACGGGCCAAUGGAACGGCAUGGUGCGGGAGCUCAUGGACCAUAAAGCAGACCUGGCAGUGGCUCCUCUGGCCAUCACCUAUGUCAGAGAGAAGGUCAUCGACUUCUCCAAGCCCUUCAUGACGCUGGGGAUAAGUAUCCUCUACCGCAAGCCCAACGGCACCAACCCCGGGGUCUUUUCCUUCCUCAACCCCCUCUCACCCGAUAUCUGGAUGUAUAUUCUGCUGGCUUGCUUGGGUGUCAGUUGUGUGCUGUUUGUCAUAGCCAGGUUUAGCCCUUAUGAGUGGUACAACCCGCAUCCAUGCAACCCCGACUCAGAUGUAGUGGAAAACAAUUUUACGCUGCUCAAUAGUUUCUGGUUUGGAGUUGGGGCUCUCAUGCAGCAAGGCUCAGAGCUCAUGCCCAAGGCCCUGUCAACUCGAAUAGUGGGAGGCAUCUGGUGGUUCUUCACCCUCAUCAUCAUUUCCUCGUAUACGGCCAACUUGGCUGCCUUCCUCACCGUGGAGAGGAUGGAGUCGCCCAUAGACUCAGCCGAUGACCUGGCCAAACAAACUAAAAUCCUGUACGGGGUGGUGGAGGACGGUGCCACUAUGACCUUCUUCAAGAAGACAAAAAUCUCCACCUAUGACAAGAUGUGGGAGUUCAUGAACAGCAGGAGGCAAUCUGUGAUGGUGAAGAACGCGGAGGAGGGCAUCCAGCGUGUCCUGACCUCGGACUAUGCCUUCCUCAUGGAGUCCACCACCAUUGAGUUUGUCACCCAGCGCAACUGCAACCUCACACAGAUCGGAGGCCUCAUAGACUCCAAAGCCUACGGAGUGGGAACACCUAUGGGCUCUCCGUACAGAGACAAGAUCACAAUAGCCAUUCUGCAGCUUCAGGAGGAAGGGAAGCUGCACAUGAUGAAGGAGAAGUGGUGGAGGGGGAACGGCUGUCCCGAGGAGGAGAGCAAAGAGGCCAGCGCUCUGGGGGUGCAGAACAUUGGUGGCAUCUUUAUCGUUCUGGCUGCAGGACUGGUGCUGUCAGUGUUUGUGGCUGUGGGGGAGGUCCUUUACAAGUCUAAACAGAACGCACAGCUGGAGAAGCGAUCGUUCUGCAGUGCCAUGAUGGACGAGCUGCGCGUGUCUCUGAAGUGCCAACGCCGUCUCAAACAGAAGCCUCAGCCGCCCGUCAUCGUUAAGACAGAGGAGGUCAUUAACAUGCACACGUUCAACGACAGGAGACUCCCAGGAAAGGAAACCAUGGCAUGAAUCUGAAAGUAACCCGUGCACACCCCCUCAGUAAACAAACAUGGAGGGGAGACUGGGUCGAAUUACUGCUGACUUAACCGCAAACUGAGGUUAGCAGUCAAAACAGGAUUCCUUUUGAACCCACUUGCUUAUGUAGAUAGAUGUUUCCUGUGGAAAUAAAGAUACCUGAGCAGUGUCACCUCACUGUGACGUUCACUUUUUGAAGGGAGCUGGAAAGGAAGGACUCAUGGGUUUGUGUUGAUAAAGUAUGUAAAUUGAAAUGAUUCCAAGCAGGUUUGGGGCAAGACACAAGUCUGGUCCACACUAGAAGUGGACUGAAACACACACAGACACACACAUAACACAUGUAUGCACACAUAUACACACACAUACACACACUGUUCUCUUGACACCUGUGCAGAGCAGAAAACUUUAUUGUGACAAUAACACCAGAUGUAGUUUUUCUGUUGAUGUCAAUGCCCUUUUGUCUUACCUCCAUGUGUAUGUGACCCCAUCAGUCCCUCCCUUCAGUGGUUUCAGUUUCUUUCAAAUGAUUUGAACAAGCACUAAUCUCACACCAACGAAGAGAACGUCAGACAGAGCCAAAUGGUUUACUAUGAACUGAUGUAUAACAGUGAUAUUUAGUUUGAAAUCAUCUAUGCUGACCUUGUUGAAUACUCAUUGUUUUCUUCUGUAAUGCCUUUCUUGUGCCAAAGUUCUGCCAUUGUAAAGAACUUUCUGCCAUGCCUAUUAUGUUCAAAGCCUCUACAAGCAACGUAUAGUGUCAAAGUCCUUAUUCAUGUCCGUCCUUACACACGGUCUGCAGUUUUCACUCUGUAUCGGUUGUUGUUUAAAAAUGCAGUAUUUCUACAAAAAUGUUUGUUUUUGUACAAGAACAAGAAGUUUUGUAGUACUUUGUAUCAUGGUAGCCCCUGCUGUGGACAACAUAUGUAGCAGAUACUAACUCAGCCCUCAAACUCUUGACAACUGGUGGCUAAGGGGCUUUCAAACUCUGCUGUGUAGGGUUCAUCUCUCUCUCAUCAUUCAGAGAUUCUGUCUUUUUUUUUUUCCUGUCAGUCUCGUGGGGCCUGCUGUACAUAGUGUCCGGGGACAAUGUGGUGGAUUUUGGUGGGUAGGGACAACGAAACUCUAAACGAAGGCGGUGACUCAUUCUAGAUAUUGCAACUGUCAGCAAAGUCCUACCGACAACAAAUGUGGUUAACUAAGGGUAGCUAUGAUGAGUCACCAUGAAAUACAUAGUAAAACACGCAAGUGUUGCUUAUGGUAAAGAUAAAUGUAGAAACCAGGCGACAAUGUCAUCAUCACACUACAUUUUAGCCUUAGGAAACUGCCAAAAGUUUGACUAGUAUCAAGUCUUAAAGUUUCACGUUUUUAAACUUGUGAAAAUAAUUAUAUAAUUAUACUAUAUACUAUAGCCAAUACUGGGUUUUUUAGGCCAAUACUGAUGAUGAUAUAUUGGCCAAUAGUAACUGUUUUAACCUAAAUACAUAACAUAAACAAACAAUUUUGAUAUGGAUACAUACUAAGCGGGAUAGGUGACUGCUGUAAAAAAGCAACUCGUCAGUGCUCUCUGGUGGACAAACUUUCUUUAAAUUACCUUAGACCUAGUUUGGCAUUUCUUUACUGAAAAUUCCUUGUUACUGACAUAUACAUCCAUACCAAUAUAUCUGAUAUAAGCUAAUACCGGCCGUUAUAUUGGCCUGGCCAAUUUAUUGGUCUCUCUCUAAAAAUAAUCAGUCAGUGCAUUAAAGGUGCCAUAUGUAAGUUUUCGCUGUCGCUACAUAGCCGACGUUAGUAUUAACAGCUGUUUACUUACAAGUCCAGAAGAAACGUUGCGAGUUUAGCAUCAAACUUCAUUCCUUUACUCACCAUGAGCUGUGUCCAGCAGCGGAAAGCAUUGCCAGUGUUAGCUGUUUGCUUCUAUUCCGAUCACCUCUUUUCUUCUACUGAAGUUAGCAGGCUAACCAGCGAGCCCUGGCCCUGCCGGCCCGUCUAGUCAUCUUCCAUAGCGAGUCAUGGUAGCAUGCAGGCUGCCCUCAGUGUUCAGCAGGAGAGGAUGAAGAAGUGGCUCUGCCCAGACGGCGUAUUGUAACCACUUAUCCUGUAAACGCAACGAUGGCCAAAGCUCUUGGCAAGUGACCAUUAUCACCACAUGCUCCACGCAGGAAACCAUGUUUGGCAGGAGAGGAAAACUUACAUAUAGCACCUUUUAAGGGUAUACUGUUCAGUUAGGGGAUCAAUGCAUAAGGUUAUGAGUAAGUCAUAUUUUGUAUGCAAAUCAAGUUGUUUCAAGAAUUUAUUAGAAAUUUGUGUCACUAUCUAUAACCAAGACAGAAGAGGACAGAUGGCUGCUCCUGAAUAAAGAAAUAAUGUCUUUUGAUUCUAGAAAAUUAUGGAAACAAGUUGAUUAGUAUUUGAAACAGUUUCAAAUAAUCUCACAGCACUGGCAGAUACUUUUCCCUUACUUCAGAAAACACUACCCUUAGGACUAGAUGAUAGACAAAAAUGACUCGACAGGAGGUAGAUUUUUGCACCCCAAGGUCCAUUUAGUAGCUGUUCUGCAGUUUUCAGUCAUAUCUGACAUUCUCUAUCAGCAGAUGGCGUUUGCUCAUUUGUCACGACUUUCCAUUGUCUAUUUCCACUUUUAAGCUAACAUGGAUGAGAAGUCCUUAAAGUGCUCAGAUUUUCCAUAAAAAUGGAAAUCUGAACAUUUACACUUUCAACUGGGCAACUCCAUCUGCUGAUGAAGAUCGUGUAAUUUUAUCGAGAGCUACUAAAUGGACAUUGUGGUGAUAUUCUUUUUUUUAGCUGCUGAUUCCAAGGUCAAGAUUGAACUUGAUAGGCCACUUGUGAAUGUAUGAAACAGUAUAACUGCAGUAAGUCUGAUGUGGGAAUGAACAGCAGCUUCGUGGCACUUGCUGUAUGUUACCAUAGCAAAUGUCUCACCUUCGCUCAUAUGCGAGGCGUCACUUCACUCACGUUGCCUCAAGUGGACUUGAGCAACUCGGGGGCGUGAUGUUGAUGAUAGCUUACGGCCGGAGUAGAUCGCUGAACCACUAAUUGUCUCCAAAAUGUGGAUUCUCUUCGCCGAGUGACACAAUCACAUCUGGCCCCACUACACCUCUUACCUGUUAACUCUGUUCCAUGUUGUGAAAUGACAAGCAUACAUGGUAGUUCACUGCAUCACUGCCCAUGUCUUCCCACUCUACCAAGUUAAUCAUUCGAUCUGUUAUUCCAGGGAUUUCAAAGACAAAGGAAACAAACAAACAUCCACACAAGGGCCAACGCUUACGUUGACAUCUCUGCUGUACAUGAAUGGAUAUAGUUAAUGACUUAUUUAAAACAACCACAUAUACACUUUAUGAAAAUUGACAGGGAAGAUGUAAUCAUGAAACUCGUUGGCGUUCUACCAGUGUUGCUUGUCAUUUUCCUCCCAGCUAGAUCUACUGGCACGAGCUGAAGUGACGGAAUACCUGGAAACGUUUAUUGGAAAUGGCUCCAAAGCUUCGCUGUCCUUUCAAAAAACAAAAAUAUGAGCUCAUGAAAUUUGACACUGA